UCGUUUUUGGCCGGCGUCAUCGCCAAGCGUGCUCUGCGUCGCAUCCAUCCAUCCAUCCAUCCAUCCAUUCUUCCGUCCAUCGGGUUCGCCCCCCCCCAAAGCCAUCCCCCAACCAGCCCAUCGUAGUUGACUCCCAUCAUGAGCAGAGAGGAAGAAUACGACCUUAUUUUCAAAGUUGUGCUUAUCGGCGACUCUGGCGUCGGAAAGUCAAAUCUCCUUGCCCGAUUCACGCAUAAGGAAUUCAACAUGGACUCGAAAUCAACCAUUGGCGUCGAGUUUGCCACCAGAACCCUCCAAAUCGACGGAAAGAACAUCAAAACCCAGAUCUGGGACACGGCCGGCCAGGAGCGCUACCGUGCCAUCACAAGCGCAUACUAUCGCGGAGCCGUUGGAGCACUUCUUGUCUAUGACAUCUCCAAGCAGCAGACCUUUGAAAGCGUCAAUCGCUGGCUGAAGGAGCUGCGAGACCAUGCCGACAGCAAUAUCUCGGUCAUGCUCGUCGGAAACAAGAGCGACUUGAAGCACAUGCGAACCGUCCCCACUGAAGAAGCCAAGCAGUUUGCCACCGACAAUGGAAUUUCCUUCAUCGAGACCUCCGCUUUGGAUGCCAGCAACGUCGAGCUUUCUCUGCACCAAAUCUUGACCGAGAUCUAUCGAAACUCGGUAAACACCGCCGCUGCCCAGAUGGAGGCUUCCCCCUCUGGCCCUGUCAAGCCCACCGGCGGCAUCAAGAUCACCCAGACCGAUACCACCGCCAAACCCGCUGCUGGCAAGUGCUGCUGAGCGCUCAGUCAAGCGACACAUGGCCAUUUCGAUCCUCUCCGAAGCAUUCUCGUCUCUCCACACAUGCGCCGAUAGCUCUUCCUCUCCCCAACGCCAUCUUGUUUGUUUCUUGUAUUGAAGUGCAAAUACAAUGUACUGCCA
Polychytrium aggregatum is the source of this 924-nucleotide messenger RNA. Its product is annotated as GTPase. The transcript has 5 exons. Gene Ontology annotation, cellular component: recycling endosome. The record is from RefSeq and is a predicted model, not a curated record. Gene Ontology annotation, biological process: exocytosis. Bases 139 to 783 code for a protein of 214 amino acids. Lineage: Eukaryota; Fungi; Chytridiomycota; Chytridiomycetes; Polychytriales. Gene Ontology annotation, molecular function: GTPase activity; GTP binding.